This is a messenger RNA of Mauremys reevesii (Reeves's turtle), 993 nucleotides long. RefSeq names its product olfactory receptor 11A1-like. Lineage: Eukaryota; Metazoa; Chordata; Testudines; Geoemydidae. The record is from RefSeq and is a predicted model, not a curated record. Gene Ontology annotation, biological process: G protein-coupled receptor signaling pathway. The transcript has a single exon. Gene Ontology annotation, molecular function: G protein-coupled receptor activity; olfactory receptor activity. The coding region runs from base 1 to 993 and encodes 330 amino acids. Gene Ontology annotation, cellular component: membrane.
AUGGCAGAUGCAGAAGGAGGAAAUCAAACGUCUGUCACAGAAUUCAUCCUCCUGGGAUUCAGGAAUACCCCGGAGCUUCAGACCCUUCUUUUCCUGCUGUUUCUGGUGAUCUACAUUAUGACCAUGGCUGGGAACAUCCUCAUCCUGGUGCUAGUUGUGGCUGACCAGCACCUUCACACCCCCAUGUACUUAUUUCUGGGGAACUUGUCCUGCUUGGAGACCUGCUACAGCUCCACCAUCCUGCCUAGGGUGCUGGCCAGUCUCCUGACUGGGGACAGAACCAUUUCUUUCUAUGCAUGUGUCAUACAAUAUUAUAUCUUUGGCUUCUUAGCAGCUACAGAAUGUUAUCUUCUAGCAGCCAUGUCUUACGAUCGUUAUUUAGCAAUAUGUAAACCCCUCCAUUAUACAAUAAUUAUGCAUGGCAGGUUCUGCCUCCAGCUAGCAGCUGAGUCUUGGGUGAGCGGGUUACUGGCUAGUUCCAUAGUAACUGGAAUGAUUUUACAAUUAACUUUCUGUGGCCCCAAUGAAAUUGAUCAUUUUUUUUGCGAUUUCAACCCGUUGCUGAACAUCUCCUGCAGUGACACCCGCCUUGUGGAACUUUUGGCUUCCACACUGUCCUUUAUAUUCACCCUGCCACCAUUUCUACUCACUGUGACAUCUUAUGUCUGUAUAAUCUUUGCCAUCUUGCAAAUCCCUUCCACCACUGGGAGGCAAAAGGCCUUCUCCACCUGCUCCUCUCACCUCAUUGUGGUGACCAUUUUCUAUUGGACCAUCACUAUUGUGUACGUGUUGCCAAAAAAUGAUACACUGAGAGACCUGAACAAAGUGUUCUCUCUCCUUUACACAGUCCUGACCCCUUUGGUCAAUCCCCUCAUUUACAGCCUGAGAAACAAAGAGGUCAAGGAGGCUCUGAGGAAAGCUCUCAGUAAAUUUAUGGAUUUCAGAAGAAUUCAGGCCAUCCAAGCUAAUUUGUGUAAGAUAAAUCAAAAUUGA